Messenger RNA from Homarus americanus (American lobster), 4921 nucleotides. It is a transcript of the gene Dmtn, whose product is annotated as transmembrane and coiled-coil domains protein 1-like. Bases 352 to 2505 code for a protein of 717 amino acids. The transcript has 11 exons. Gene Ontology annotation, cellular component: endomembrane system. Lineage: Eukaryota; Metazoa; Arthropoda; Malacostraca; Decapoda; Nephropidae. The record is from RefSeq and is a predicted model, not a curated record.
AACAACACGCACUCACUCUACCUCGCCUCCCCGCCAGUGUUCACGGCGAGACAGGCUCAUGUGUAGCUGCAGGUAGGUGCCGCUCACAACUGUACUCUUCCUGAACUUGACUUCAUGUGGAUGAUGUUGGUACACCCGCCUGGUUAACCUUAGUAGCGGGUGUAGUUGAACGUCGCCCAAAGUGUAAUGAAACUAACAUGAGAAGAUUGCGUUAGUAGACAGUACGGGUGGUCGUGUCUCUUGUGUGAUGGCUUUACUGGGGGCGGCUGCUAAAGUGCUCAGCCGCCCACACCCUCGCACUGUGUUUUGCCACACCUGCACCUUCUGGAGGGCAGUGUGGCCACGGCCGCCAUGCUAAGUUUGGGCGGGCUGCCGGAGUUGGCGGGUCCGGGGGGUCACCGUCGCUCCAAGAGUGAAUGUGGCCUGAACAAGCGGGACCAAGUGGCCGACCUGGCCACCCUUAACCCCCACUACCGCAGCGGCUCCCCAUCCAGACAUUCCCGUAACCAUGACCAGGUGCACGCCCACACCCGGCCUAACACGCCCGUCUUGGUGCGCUCUCCGUCCACCUCCUCCAUCCCCGAGAUCUUCAUCAGUAGCGAGGAUGAUGCUGGCCCCGGCAUCUCCCCUGUCACACGCCUCGCUGUCUUCUCCCUCGCUGACUUCCUCGAGACCGUCACCCACGCCCACCACAACCAUCACCACCACUCACGGAAAAAGUGCAGUUCGAGCGAGGUGGGAGGCAGCGGUCAUGGGAGCGGGAGACGUCGGUCUCCUCUGGCUGCUCGCAAGUCGACCCCGACGGGAGGAGCCAACACAGGCAGCGGUGGGAGCGAGGUGAAUGCCGUAACCAGCAGCAACAACAACAACGCGACCACGGGUGGCGGGGUAGUAGGGCAGGCCACGCCGCACCAGCCCAGGACAGCUGGUGGUGGCAGUGGUGCUGGUGGUGGUGGUACUGGAGGGUCAACCCGCCUGCCCAACACUACCGCACACCAUGAAGAUGCUGCAGCACAUUCCUCCAAUGAGGACUGCGAUGCUGAAACGGUGCCAUCGUCAGGGGUGUCCAAUGGCUCCGGGGAGUUGGUAGAGCCUUUUAGAGUUAGUGGAGGUGAUAUUGGGUCUGUGGACGAUGUGGAUGAUCAUACUCCACAUAUCCAGCGCACACGAGAAGCCCUGGAACACAUCCAGGCUAAGAUACAGAAAACUAAAGAUCUCAUUAAAGAGGAACAAAAAGCACGAGAUGAAAAUGUCAAUGAAUACCUCAAGCUUGCUGCUAAUGCUGACCGCCAACAAAUGGCUCGCAUCAAGACGGUGUUUGAGAAGAAGAACCAGAAGUCAGCUGCUCUAAUACAGCAACUUCAGAAGAAACUAGAAAAUUACCAAAAGAGAUUACAUGAAAUAGAGACCCAUGGGUUGAUAGUUGCACACCGGCAGCCCAAAGAGGUGCUGCGGGAUAUGGGUCAGGGUCUUAAGACGGUCAUCAGUAAACCUAAGGAGAUAGCACACCUGAUCAAAAACAAAUUUGGUUCUGCGGACAAUAUCAAGGAGCUAGCUGGGGAGGAGGAGCGUGACGAAGAGCGUGUGCAUCAUGGGUCAGCUACAUUACCUGUUGGUGCAAGUUUGGUACCUCCUACCUCCUCUAAUCAAGGGAGCAAUCUCCCAAGCAGUCACCACCAGAGUUCAUCAGCUCAAGGAGCAGGUGGAAGUAGCAGUGGUGGAGGCCAUCAUGGAAGUAAGAUUGGUUCAGAAGAAGGUUCCGAAUGUAAUUCCUCCAUCACUAGUGAAAGUGUUCCUGGAGGCAGCACCACUUUGGCUCAUCUUGGAUCACCAAGGAACCACCAUAGCCAGUUGACAAGUGGUGAUUUUUAUGGCGUGCCUGGAGGGACAACAGUAGAACAGCUGCUAAUGGAGCUAAGAGAGAGCAGAGACGAAUCAGCACGACUAAGAGAAGAAAUAGAUACAAUAAAACAAGCAUUAGGAGCUGAAGUGAACUCAAUGCGUGAUGGUUUAGCAGAAGAACGAUUCCGAUGUGAUAGGCUUGAAGAACAAAUAAAUGAUUUAACUGAACUACAUCAAAAUGAGAUGGCAAUUCUUGUGACCAAUAUGGCAGAUAUGGAAGAAAAGGUGCAGUAUCAGAGUGAAGAACGGAUACGGGACCUUCAUGAGAUUGUGGAAAACUGUCACACCAGGAUCUCUCGGAUGGAACAUCAACAAGCACAGCAGCAGCAACAGUAUCUGACAUUAGAAGGUUUAGAGAACAGCAAUGCCCGGGCUGUGUUUGUAAAGCUCAUCAAUGUUUUACUAACUGUGCUCCAGGUGUUGCUGUUGGUAGUAGCAACUGUGGCCAACAUCCUGACGCCACUACUGCAGACUCGUACCCGUCUUUUUGUCUCUGCAAUGCUCAUUUUCCUCCUCAUCUUUGUUUACAUACAACUACCUGAGUUGAGAGAGAUGUGGCUAGCAGUAGUUGACUGGUAUAUGAAGAUUUUCUCUUUAAAAUAGAAAAUUCUUAUGGACAUAGUAUUAAUUUAACAAAAAUAUGGAAAACUGAGCACAUAGCUGAAAUAUUUCUUGUUCCUCGUUAGGGUGUGUACUCUUGGCAAUGUUGUUAAGAGCAUCAUUGACUUGUAUUCCAAUGAUUUAUUUAUUUAUUUAUUUUUUAUUUUUUUUUAUUUAUUUUUUAUUUUUUACAUUUUCAAGUCGACACAACUCGUCUGUCCAAUAACCACCGUAAGCAAGAGAGUCAUAUUGAUUCCUUAGCUCAAAUAUUUUCAGAUAAGUGAGUUUGACUUGGUACUGGCACAAGUAUGCCACAGUGUUAUGAAGUUGGGUUUUUGAACAUUUUCAACUAAGUAGCAAGUUGUUGAGUAUUUAUGAUGAAUUACAGAAAACUUCUCUGAUGCAACAUGAUAUUCUGUUCUGAACAAGUCGCUACAGAGUGAUGAACAAGAGGUUUUGAGACUGAUAUGAAAAGACAUUUAACUGAGCAGCUUGAUGAUGCAGUUGAAUAUGAAUACCCAAGUGAAUGUUGGCAUGACAUUGACUCGAUCAUAUAGACAAUUUCCUCCAGCUCAGAUGCUGCUUGGAAAUGAUGAAGAUGGCUGGCUCUUGUGGGGCUCGUGUGAUAGCAUUAACCAAAGUUGGACAACAUAAGGUACAGCAAGUUUUUUCUUUUUUAUUUUUUUAGUGUGGAAAGCCGAGAUCCUUAUUUGGGUGCAGCUUAUAGCCACAAGGUUAAAUGGUCAAAAGUGAGUACAUGUAGUUACCAGAUCAGUGGUCAGCAUGAAGUUAAACCAUUAGGUAUUUGGUAGAUUAAAGUGGUCACUUAGUUAUAUGUUAUAUGAAUGAACCCUUGGAAUCACAUAUUCCUGCCAAUAUUUUAUAAAAAUCUGAACUACUGCUACCACGUGCUGACGACAGAUCCGACACAGUACAGUACUAUGCUAAUGGUUGAUGAUUUACUAUCCUCUGCUCUCUACUUUUUUCCUUGGAACAUAUGUUUGUUCCUGUUAUCUCUUUGAACAGGUCUGUGAUGUAUUUCUAAUUAGAACAGACCAGUUUUUCCAUCAUAAGUAAUUUUUUGCUCUUUCUGUGGUUCAACACAUUUUUUGUUUUCACUUGUUAUAAUAGGGUGGUUAAACAAAUUUAGCAGAUUUGAUAAUAUGGAGUGAAGAUAUUUUGGGUUUUUGAAUGGUGCUGGUGGAAAAUAUAUGCUGUUCACAAUCGUAAUUCAGUUUUUGCUGAAUAGUUAACAUAUAAGUGGGUUCCUACUAUAAUGAGUGGGUCUUUACCUGCAGUACCAGCAUUAUUCACACCUGUCAUUCACAUUAAAAUUUUGUCAGUAACAUGUAAUAUAUGAUGUUUGUGAAAACAUCAUAAAAACUUUGUGGACUGAAUUCAUUGUCACCUAAUGAGUCCUAACAGUUGACCAAAUGUCUAUCAAUCCAUUUAGUAUUAACAUUAAAUUCUUAGUCACUGAAUUGCCUGUGAUAUGUGUUAAUAAAAUAACUAGCUCUAAAAACACAUUCAGCAGCAAAAUUUUUAAUAAUAAUACACAAAAAGAAAUAAUACUGUACUGUACAUUGAAAAUAAAUAAAUCUGACACAAUAAUUAAAAGCUGGGAACUCAUAUUUAUGCACAUUAUUGGCUACUAAAAAUGAAGAAAAAUUAUUAUUGUAUUUACUUGUCUUCUGUAAUAAGAGACAUUAAUUGUAUAUGAAUAUAUAAACUUGGGCAAUGGUAAUAUUCAGUGACUAGAUGAAAUUAAAAAGCUUUUUAGAUGUAGACAUGCCAUGUACUUACAUACACUCAGUUGAUGACUUUGUGUUCAGGCCCCCUGAGUGUGAGUAAUGUGGGGGAAACUACCAAGAAUAACUUCACAGAUGCUAUAUCUUGGAAAUGUAAUUAUAAUAUAUUAUAUUAUUUCAAAUAGACGGUAUUGUAGCAAGGAAAAUUUUAGUAAAAUGUGAGAGUAACAAUUGUUGGUCUCAUUGGCAAUUUACUGCCAAGCCUUCACUAUUGAGGCUCUUAUUUAUUUUUCCUGAUGUCACCCUUAUGUACAUUUUACACUAUCAUGAGUCUUUUCAUUGACUCACAGAGUAUGGAAUUGUUUUAUGAGGAUGCUCAUGUUAUCCUCAAAAAUGCACUUCUUAUGUCACAAGUAUUAUAUACCCCAACUAUGGCAGACCAUCAAGAUGAAACCAUCUAAUAAUAAAUUAGUCAUUGAGUCCCACAUUUUUUUAUAGUAUUAUCAGUAAAACAAUAUACAGAGGUCCCUCGAUUAACGAACGGUUCAAUUAACGAAAUUUCGGUUAACGAAUUGGCUCCCAUAAGGAUUUCCAGUUCCAUUAACGACUGCCUUAUGAGAAACACGCUUUGUUGUGCGCAUCGGCUGAUAAGCUGAUCGGCUGGUCCGCCA